This is a messenger RNA of Caenorhabditis briggsae, 876 nucleotides long. RefSeq names its product Protein CBR-RDY-2 (gene Cbr-rdy-2). Lineage: Eukaryota; Metazoa; Nematoda; Chromadorea; Rhabditida; Rhabditidae. The coding region runs from base 1 to 876 and encodes 291 amino acids. The record is from RefSeq and is a predicted model, not a curated record. The transcript has 6 exons.
AUGUCAGAUCAAGCGAAUCGAGUCGUGUACGUUGAACAAAGGCGGCACAUCGUCGUGAAUUCUCCACCACAAUCGCCAACACCAUUGCAUCAUUUCCCUGUUAAUCGUCAAUAUUCUGGUGUUGCUGAAACAUCUUCUAAUCCACCUCCAUUGAGUCAUCCACCGCUAGAAUAUCGAACUAAACAUGUUUUCACAGAGAGCGUUCAAUGGAAUUGUCUUUUGUAUUCGGAUUUUCAUUCUGGUGAGCUUUUGCAGAACGUUACUAAAAAUCUUUCAUUGUCUCGAGUUAUCCUCGCUAUUGUUUCCAUGAUUCUCAUUCUCACUGCUCCUGGAGCCUGCUUUUCCAGAUAUCUCAAUGGUCAGUCUAUCAGUCGAGAAGUAAGUUUUGCAAUUCCUACUCACUUCUCAACACUCCUCAACUUUCAGAUCUGUCCAGGCCAAAACAGUAUAUUCCCAAUGAAUGCAGAUCGGUGGAGUAACGCUCUGCAUUUUCAAGGAAGGGGUCAGAAUGUCUACGGACAAGUGGCUCUUAUCUGUAUCACAUUAGCUUUCGGGCUCAUCACAGUUGGAGUGAGCUGUGUAACACUUGCUCUAAAUAGCAUCCUGACUUAUCCGCAAAUCCUGAUAUCCGGACUUUCGAUGGUGGCGUUCAUUGUAAGUGGAGGAGUGGAAACGUGGUAUGCAACUGGAUAUGACCACAUGGAGUUUUUCAUUCAGGCUGUUGGAAACGGUGUCUUCUCCGGAUGCGCUGGGAUUCCAGGAUGUCAAAUCCAGUUUGUUGUAAAAGGAUGGGCAGUUGCAGCCGCUUUCUAUUUCCUCGGUGCUCUGCUCUAUGUCAUCGACAUGGCACUGAUCUUCAUUUCCCGAGAAAAGUAA